Paramecium sonneborni is the source of this 394-nucleotide messenger RNA. Lineage: Eukaryota; Ciliophora; Oligohymenophorea; Peniculida; Parameciidae. The record is from the annotation of a GenBank genome assembly.
GGGAAAUAUCUCGUACUUUAAUUAUUUAUUUAUCCAAAAUGCAGGUUAUUGAUAUAUAUAUUAAUAUCUUUAUCUAGUUCAGAAUUUGAUAUGAAUUCAAUAGAAUAAAGAGUGAAUGAGUAUCUCGAUUAAAUCGAACUUCAAAUCACUGACCCUACACAGAAGCAAUAAAAUUAUUUUGAAAAUGUUAGACAUCAUAUCAAAUCUUAUGAACAUAAGUGCUAGAAUGAUCUUGAAGCCAUGUCACCAUUUUCUCUAAGAGAAAUCUGUACACCAAUUGAAUAAAUCAAAACAUGUUUCUCUAAAUCUAAUGAGUUACUAAGGGUGAAUCCCUUUCAUAAAAACAACUUGCAUAUAAUAAUUCAUUGCAAGAAAUAGAUGGCUCAAUCAUGAA